AUGUGGAGGUAAAAAUAACCUGUCCAAAAAGUAUAUCUUCACUUUUACAAAUGGGGGGUAUUGCAUUUUGUGGAGACAUAUUUUCAGUGUCCAAAAAGUAAAAUGUAAUUUUUUCCCUAAGAUUUUUUUUAAAGUGCCUGUAUUAUAAGAUAUUUUAUCGAUUUUGCAGUAUAUAACUUCUAAUUUGAGUAAUAAAAUUCUAUAUUAAAAAUAUAACAAGAAAAUUUACAUUUUUAGAAGAAGGAAGCUCUAUCUGAUAUCUUUGCUUAAGUUAAAGAUGUGGAUAAACAAAUAUUUGGUGUCAUAUUAGAAAUAUUUCCAAAGGAAAAACUUUAAGACUGUAUUGGAUAACUUAUGGAUGAUGGAAAUCAAAAAGAUUUAGAAUAAUCUAUCUUACAACAAAGAAAGAAUUUAAACCAAGCCCAAAAUGAAAAGAUGGUGUAUAAUUUUAGUGAGAAAAUACAACAAAUUAUUUAUGUUUUAAGAAAUAAAAAAAUCAUAACUUUAAUAAGAAAGACUAUUCAACCGAAGGAGAUUAAAAAUCAAUACAAAUUUUGAUUAAAAGAAUCAGAGAUAAUGAAAAGAUCAUCGAAUUUUUAUAAUUUUAAAUCAUGCCUAAAAAAUGA
Molecule: messenger RNA, 626 nt
Organism: Paramecium primaurelia
Lineage: Eukaryota; Ciliophora; Oligohymenophorea; Peniculida; Parameciidae
Source: the annotation of a GenBank genome assembly